CGAAAAAGAAAGAUCUAAAAAAAUCUUUCUUCACCCGACUGUUGAGAGUUUCCGUUUUUUAAAAAUCUUCGCCAAAACAAGAUAAGCAAUGAGAAUGAAAGGCACUUGCAAAGCAGAGAAGACAUGGUGAAUAAUGGAAGCUGGUAUUGAUGAAUAUGGAAAUAAAGGUUUGUGUGGCCUCAGAAUAAAGAGGUUGGUACAACAUCGACACUUCUACUAUCGGAUAAAACGAUAAAAGAAACCUAAAGUUGACAAGUUUUAGGGGUUUUGCUUCUGGGUUUCAUCUCUGAGAUUUGUGUUUUGAUUACACCCAAGUUUGAUACUUUCUUGGGGGACUGGGUUUUGACUAUCCAGGAGAUGGUGAGAGGGAAGAUUCAGAUGAAAAGAAUCGAAAAUGCGACAAGCAGGCAGGUAACCUUUUCGAAACGUCGAAACGGGUUGUUGAAGAAGGCUUAUGAGCUUUCGGUUCUUUGCGAUGCCGAAGUUGCAGUGAUCAUCUUUUCUCAGAAUGGCAGGCUCUACGAGUUUUCCAGCUCUGACAUGCAAAAGACUAUAAACCAAUACCAUAAACAUGCAAAAGGUGUGCAAACCAACACUAUUGAAGUGGAACAGUGUAUGCAGCAAUUGAAGCAUGAAUCAGCUGACAUGGCCAAGAAGAUUGAGAUCCUAGAAGCUUCUCAACGGUUUAUGACUGAGAGGCUUUUGGGACAUGACUUAGAUUCUUGCUCUGCUCCAGAACUCAAUCAGAUCAGUAGCCAGCUCGAGCGAAGCUUGUGCAUUGUACGAGAGAGAAAGCUUCCUUCAGGCUCAGCUAUUCAUGGAGCAGAUAGAACGACUAAAAGCAAAGGGGAGGCUCCUCUUAGAAGAGAAUAUAAAACUACACACAGAGUGUGGUGCAAGGCGUUGUCAGAAACCUUUAAUUCAAAAAAAAGGAGUUGGGGCGGCAAGUUGUAACUGGAAGAAUAGUAGUCAAAGUAGCAGCAGUCAAACAAUUAGUAAUUCAGAUCAGGUAGAGACUAGAUUGUUCAUCGGACCGCCAGUGUUGCACUCUGGAUAAUAUAUAGCACAGUUUUCUGUUAUCUUCUGAAAGCCAACACCAACAUCCCAGCUGGUAUUGAACAUGAGCAAGGAAAGAAAUAAUAAUGCUCUGUCUCCGAGCAAACCCUGUUUGAUAUAUAUGUAUUUGACUGGUGCAGAAGACCAGAAGCCUUGCCAGUUGCAUGUAUCUGAUUAAUGUAGGUGUAAUCAACUCAAUUCAUGUAUUUGGACCGACUCAAAUUCAAGCUCAAACACUAAUUGGGCCUCAUGUAUUACUUCGAUUGGGGAAUUUCACUUUAGCUUAUUA
This is a messenger RNA of Rosa chinensis, 1345 nucleotides long. Its product is annotated as MADS-box protein AGL42. NCBI's taxonomy places the organism in Eukaryota, Viridiplantae, Streptophyta, Magnoliopsida, Rosales, Rosaceae. Gene Ontology annotation, cellular component: nucleus. The record is from RefSeq and is a predicted model, not a curated record. Gene Ontology annotation, biological process: positive regulation of transcription by RNA polymerase II. The transcript has 10 exons. Gene Ontology annotation, molecular function: DNA-binding transcription factor activity, RNA polymerase II-specific; protein dimerization activity; RNA polymerase II cis-regulatory region sequence-specific DNA binding. Bases 358 to 954 code for a protein of 198 amino acids.